This is a messenger RNA of Labeo rohita (rohu), 4494 nucleotides long. It is a transcript of the gene olfml2ba, whose product is annotated as olfactomedin-like 2Ba. Gene Ontology annotation, biological process: signal transduction. The record is from RefSeq and is a predicted model, not a curated record. Bases 219 to 2924 code for a protein of 901 amino acids. NCBI's taxonomy places the organism in Eukaryota, Metazoa, Chordata, Actinopteri, Cypriniformes, Cyprinidae. The transcript is spliced from 8 exons.
AGCAGUUUCAUGCUGAGGACCAGGCACCUGCCCUCAUCUGGACUUUACCUCUUUUGGACUUUUGCAAAACCUCAUCCCGUUUCAUUUAUUUCACCUGGAGGGCAGUGCAAAUGGAGAUCUGUUUGAUGGUUUAUCAUUUCUGAAGAGGAAAAGCCCCAUUUGCACGCACAAUUUAAAGUGGCAUACAUUUAGAGGGAUUUUAUCACACACCUUGCACGAUGACUGCGAUGGGAAUUCGGUGCGUUUUAUGCCUCAUGACAUUCGCUCUUACUUCGGCCGCUCCGAAAUCAUACCAGCGACUUUUGGAGAACACGAAUGAACAAAACGACACUUUGCAAGUUGAAAGAGAUAAUCAAGAAAAUAUAUUAAGUCAGCUGCUGGGUGAUUAUGACAAAGUGAAAGCGCUUUCGGAAGGCUCUGACUGUGGCUGUAAAUGUGUUGUCAGACCUCUGAGCGCGAGCGCGUGUCAGCGGAUUCGGGAUGGUCACGCGACGCCUCAGGAUUUCUAUACGGUGGAGACCAUCACGUCAGGACCCCACUGCAAAUGUGCAUGCAUUGCACCUCCGUCGGCUUUGAACCCCUGUGAGGGUGACUUCCGGUUGAAGAAGCUGCAAGAAGCUGGGAAAGAUAAUAUCAAGCUGUCAACUGUACUGGAAUUGCUGGAGGGCUCCUUCUAUGGUAUGGAUCUAUUGAAAUUGCACUCAGUCACCACAAAGCUUCUUGACCGCAUGGACACUAUUGAAAAAAUGGUGCUAAACAACCAGACCGAGGAGCAGUCGAACACAAAGAGCACCUCUCCAAAUCCACAGCCGCCCACAUCUUCACCUACAACUCUGCCUCCACAACUGCAGGAGAAGAGGACCGGUCUGAGAGAGCAGAAUGACGAGGCAGCUGCUUUUCAGCACAUAGAGAGUAAAUAUGAGGAAAAGUUUGUGGGAGACCUUCUGAAGAGCAGCGGAUCAGACCUAAACAAGGCCGUCGCAGCUUUGCAAGAACAAGAGCGCCAAGGGAGGGAGAAGCAACCAAAAAUAAUUAUUAGGGGAAUCACAUACUAUAAAUCUGACCCAGUGGAUGAACCAGACACAGAGGAGAACUUAGAUGAAAAUCACAGCGGUGACAGCCCAAUUGAUCUGUUUGCCGACGAGCAGCUCCUUCAUCACAAAACUCGCCACUUUAGGCCGCUCAUCAAGGCGUGGUCUCUCCAACCAAAACCCAAGAGUGAAGUUUCAAAUGUGGGAACUGCACAAAAUGGCCUUCAAACUCCAUUUGCUGGACUGUUGGACUCUGCCUUGCUGAUUAAAAUGCCUACUGAACCGAUAUCCGUUCGGACUCAAACCAGUCGCUCCACCACAGACAGCGCGACAGGAGAUGAGAGGACCACACCGACACCUGCUGUGAUGGAUCACUUGAAGGUCACCGCCCCCAAGGAACGUACAAACCCUCAAACCAUCGUCAAAAAAAUGGAGGCAAGCAACGUGGAGCCCUCAAGUCCAUCUGUGAGACAAGCUCAAAACAUGCUGGUCAGGUCAUCCAAUCUGGGCCACAUAAAAACAAAUGAGUCAGUCACAGCAGCUGCUGCUAAAGUAGUGGCUCCAGAGCCAACCCUGAUAGAGAUUACCACCAAUGGGACCGAUGAAAAGGAAACAUCUGUAUCUUCUGCGACCCAAAGUGGAAUUGUUACUAAGGAAAAUCUCAAAGAAAAUGCUUUUUACACUGGUAAACCAAUGGAGAGAUUAACUCAAAGCACAUUUAAGAAAAUAACACCAUUACCAACUCCUCAUUCGGACACUUUAACAGUCACUGAAAGCUCAUUAGGAUCGAUUGCUCAUACAAGAGCUGACAUUGUGGCGUCACCUCAUGGCAGUGGAAGCAAGACAAACUCAGUUACCCACUUACCCAAGAUGAGUCCCAAACAGACAUUAACCUCAGUGCCGUCUUUAAUGACUACUACAAAAACUACCACCACAACAACCACCAGCACAACCACAAGCAAACCUGGCAAACGUAAAUAUAGCAUAAGCUGGGAUGAAGAGGAAGAGGUAGUGGUAGAGAGGGAAAUGAAAGACAGGAAAGCUGUACAAACUGUGGUUGAAGAGAGCGUGGGAGAUGAACCUCAAAAGAAGUCAGGAAUGUGUAAGGACACCUUGGCCACAAUCUCAGAGCCCGUCACACACAAUACAUACGGUCGUAAUGAGGGCGCUUGGAUGAAAGAUCCACUGGCAAAGGAUGACAAAAUCUACAUCACAAACUAUUAUUAUGGCAACAACCUACUGGAAUUCCGCAACAUGGAUGUUUUCAAACACGGCCGCUUCACGAAUUCCUACAAGCUGCCUUAUAACUGGAUCGGCACCGGCCACGUGGUCUACAACGGUGCUUUCUAUUACAACCGCGCAUUCUCUCGAGACAUUAUUAAGUACGACCUGCGGUUGCGUUACGUGGCUGCCUGGACCAUGCUGCACGAUGCUGUGUUUGACGACGACGACGUGUCCACGUGGAGAUGGAGAGGAAACUCAGACAUGGAUCUGGCGGUCGAUGAAAGCGGACUUUGGGUGAUCUACCCGGCGCUGGACGACGAGGGCUUCUUGCAGGAAAUGAUCGUCUUGAGCCGCCUGAACCCCAUUGAUUUAAGCAUGAAGCGUGAAACCACAUGGAGGACUGGGCUGCGACGCAAUCGCUACGGUAAUUGCUUUAUCGUAUGCGGCGUUCUUUACGCGACGGAUAGCUACAAUCAGCAAGACGCCAAACUGUCCUACGCCUUUGACACCCACACCAACACUCAGGUGAUCCCUCACCUGCCUUUUAGCAACAACUAUACUUACAUCACCCAGAUCGAUUACAACCCCAAAGAGAGGGUGUUGUACGCCUGGGAUAACGGACAUCAGGUCACUUAUAAUAUUCAGUUUGCAUAUGUAGACCCACUGUAGAAAUAGGUAAUUUGCACAAAAUAGAAGAAACCGUAAAUGUGUUCAAGUGGAUUGUGGAUCAGUUCACGUAGCUUUUCUUUACUUCAUGUAGUUUAAUAUACUUAUUAAUAUGCUGUUUUCAAGUGUAAAAACGGACAUGUUGUUACAUUUAUGGUGAUAACAAAGAAAAGCAACUUUCUUAAAGGGAUACUUCACCCAAAAAUGAAAAUUGUGUCAUGCGUCGUAGUACUCUAAUGAACAUGUCGAAAGUUGACAAGGAAGAGAAGUGAAUUGUUAAAGUCGUUAUUUUUAGUUUCUUUGUGCACAAAAAGUAUUCUCAUAGCUUCCUAAAAUUACGAUUGAACCACCGAUGUCACGUGGACAAUUUUAAUGAUAUCCUUACUAAUUUUCUGCACCUUGAACAUCGUAGUACUAUUGCUGUCUAUGCAGGGUCAGAAAGCUCUCAAGAUUUAUUCAGAAAUAUCUUAAUUCGUGUUCUGAAGAUGAACGAAGGUCUUACGGGUUUAGAACGACAUGAGUUUGAGCAAUUAAUGACAGAAUUUUCAUUUUUGGGUGAACUAUCCCUUUAACUGAAUUUCCUAACACCCAAACGCUGCAGCUAUAUGAGCUUUGCAGUUUGCAUCGAUGGCCAUUUCUUUAGGUAUUGUCGCUUGCUUUUGCACUAUGAAAACAAACCUCUUCGUGUUUAUAGCUAUAACUAUGGAAGUCCGUUUCCGACACUGAAUAAAAAAAUAAAAGGUAAUUGCGAAUUUUUCAUCUCACAGUUCUGAUAUAAACUCACAAUUGUCUGUUAUAAAAUCAGAAUUGCAAGAUUAAAACUCACAAUUUUGAUUUUUUUUCUUGCGGGUUUUUGCUAACUUUUUCCGCCCCUCGCAUUUUUUUUCCUCAAAAUUGUGAGAUUCGCAGUUGAUAAACUUACAAUUGCAGCAUAAAGUCCUAUUUUGAGGGGGAAAAAUACUUUUAUGUUCUCAGAAUUGCAAGUUUAUAUAUCACAAUUCUGACUCAAAUUGCAAUUGCAUGUUAUAAAGUCAGAAAUGUGAGAUAUAAACUCACAAUUCUGAGAAGUCGUCACAAUUGCCAGACAUAAUCUUGCAAUUCUGAGACAAGAAAGUCACAAUUGUGUUAUAAACUCAGAAUUCAGAGAAAAAAAGUCACAAUUGCAAGAUGUUAACCUACAAUUCUAAAUAAAAAAAAAACAACUGUGAGAUAUAAACUCAGAAUUAAGAGAAAAAAGUCUCAGUUGUGAGACACAAGCUCACAAUUCUAAGAAAAAAGUCACAAUUGCGAGAUAUUAACUCACAAUUCUAAAAAAAAAGUCACAAUUGCAUGAUAUCAACUUACAAUUCAGAGAAAAUUGUCUGAUUUGUUUGUCGGACAGAAUGGCAGAUUCGGCAUUAUGAUUGGUGGCCUGUCAAUCAAGCUGUUUGCGAAUGGUCAAUUUCGAGAUAUAAACUCACAAUUGUGAGAAAACGUCACAAUUGCCAGACAUAAUCUUGCAAUUCUAAGACAAAAAAAAGUCACAAUUGUGAGUUAUAAACACAAUUUUGAGAAAAAAAAAAAUAAAUCACAA